Molecule: messenger RNA, 6000 nt
Organism: Coniophora puteana RWD-64-598 SS2
Lineage: Eukaryota; Fungi; Basidiomycota; Agaricomycetes; Boletales; Coniophoraceae
Exons: 17
Coding region: 74-5824 (1916 amino acids)
Molecular function (GO): DNA binding; TBP-class protein binding; ATP hydrolysis activity
Source: RefSeq, a predicted model, not a curated record
CGAUCAUUUCCUCCCAAAGCGCAUUUCUUCAGCGGCAACUGCCGACGGCGUAGACCGCUUUCCUUUUUCGGACAUGACUUCUAGGUUGGACCGGCUCCUCCUUCUCCUUGACACUGGCUCGUCAUCCUCCGUGAGGAAUACCGCAGCAAAGCAGCUUGCGCAACUUGCAGCAAAGAGCGUUAUCAGCGACGUUGCAACCGAGGAUGACAUCAAGACCACCCGCCAACGUGCCUCGCUCGAGGAUUCAUCUGCAUGGACGGAGUUGAUGUCAGUGGUGGCGCGGAUAUUACCAUACUUGCAGUCAAGGAACUUCGAGACUCGCUCUGCAGCAUCCAAUGCCCUCUCACAAAUAUUUUCGCUGGUGCCUGUAUGGCGGCCUCAAGAGACGGACAUGAAGGUUGACGGAGAUUCAUCUCCACCCGAAUUUCCUGCGUUCUCUGUCCAGAUCUUGAUGCAGGGCGGAAAGCUCCUCCUCGCAUCGUCGGGGAAGGAAUUCUCAAAACCACAAGGGAUUCUUUCCAACCCUGUCGAGCUGAAACGUGCACGGAAGGAGGCGAUGGGGAGGUUGGGCUUGGACUUCCUGGACAGCGUAGGUGGGGCGGAUGAGAUGGACCUUGACAAGGAGUUGGGCAUGGAGGAGAAUGGGGAUGCGGAGCCAGAACCGGAGAGUGCGGUGAAGAUGGAACUGACUGUGCCUCCCAUGACGCCAAUAGAGGUGGAUCCGCCAGUCAAGAGAGAACAACCUCAUGCGAUCCAGAUCCAGACGUCUGGGUCUACGCCAUCCUCCCCUCCUCCAGCUACGCCUUUAACACCUGCCGGCGAUGGCCCGGAUCUGAGCGGACUAUCUGCUCGCGAACGGAAUCGUCUCAAGCGCAAACGCAAACCCGGCAACUCCGCGUUUGUGGCUGCCCCACCUCCAACGAAUGCACCGGGGGCGAAAUACACACCAACAAUUGCAGGACCAUCGAAUAAGGUUCGACUAGUGUCAAGCGAGGAAAAGGAGCUUCCUGCAGCACGAAAGGACAGCCCACAACCCGCACCCGCAGGGCCGUCGACAGACAAAGUCGUGGUGGACCCUACCAAAGGUGGUGCAGUGUCGCCAAAAUCACCACAACAGUCCAAUACUUUGGAAGUGACGCCCGGUGUAUGGGUAUGGGAUAGGAUCGUGCGGCUUUUGGAAAUUGAUCUUUUCUCGGCCAACUGGGAGGUCCGGCAUGGUGCUGCCCUGGCGCUCCGGGAACUUUUGAAGGUGCAGGGAUCCGGCGGCGGUAUGCAAGACGACGCAAGUCACGAACAGAACGAGUUCAACCAUGAACGGUGGUGCAAUGAUCUAGCCGCGAAGCUUCUAUGUGUUUUUGUUCUUGAUAGGUUUGGCGACUUCGUGUCUGAUCAAGUCGUUGCUCCUGUUCGCGAAACUGUUUCACAAACAUUAGCAUCGCUACUAAUCCAUAUGCCCCGACGUUCCGUCAGCCACGUCCAUUCAAAUCUUCUUCAAAUGAUAAGGCAAGAUUUCGACCUGACGAAAGAUGCUAUCAAGGAUGGCAAGGGACAUGUAUGGCAGGUUAGACACGCCGGUUUGCUGGGAAUAAAGUACGAAGUGGCCGUGAGAUCGGACCUUUUCCUUCCCAGCGAAGGUGAUUUGCAGAGUCAAACCGCGAAAGAGAUCCUUCAAGGCGUGGUAGACGCGGCUGUCUUGGGUCUCGGUGAUCAUGACGAUGACGUUAGGGCUGUAGCUGCUUCCUGCCUCCUACCUGUGGCUGAACAGCUAGUCCAUCAAUUGCCAGAGUGUUUAGACCGAGUCCUAGUAGUUUUAUGGGGAUGUCUCGGGGACAUGAAGGAUGACCUUAAUUCAAGCGUUGGCGCUGUAAUGGAUUUGCUAGGCAAAUUGGUAACUUAUGAUCGAGUCAUUGACAUUCUCGCGCAAGCCUCUGUUUCUCUACCUCUCACUCAAUUGGCACCUACACUAUUCCCAUUCUUCCGACAUACCAUACCUAAUGUCCGCCUCGCCGUAGUUAACACCCUUCUUUCCUUCAUGACCGUCCCCUCCCUUCCUCGUGACUGGAUUGUCACGCCAUUCCUUUGCUUACUCUUCCAAAAUCUCAUCGUCGAAGAACGUCGAGACAUUCGGACUACCACUUUGAAGGCUUGGCAGAUCGCGCUCGAGAUCAUCUCUGGGACGCCGGGAUGGAUGAGAGAGGUGGCUCACCAACAGGUUGUCUUGGAUUGGUAUGCGAUCAUUAUGACGCCGUUGGGAGUACCCAUCAACAAUGUGACGUUCUUUAACCCGGUUACGAACACCGAUGCGGAUGGCGAGAGGCACAAUGUCGACAAGAACAUGCUGGCGCAGGAUCUCUCCCUCGUUUCUGUCGAGGUCAUCCUGCAAGCACGAAUAGCAGCAGCUACGGCGUUGGCAUACUUGAUUGCAUAUUGGCCAGAGAAGGAUUCCUUCGAGGAGCUGUUCCAACCAAUACUGAUCCACUAUCUUGAUUCUACGAGUAUGCUCCAGAAAUUCUUAUCCGCAAUCAUUGCAGAAGAAUGGGCUCGUUCUUCCCCUCCGUCUGUUAUUGAGAAUUCUUCUCUGGCACAAGACCUUAGCGCACGAACUCUGGCCUGGCUACAAGGUCCUCCACCAAACGCAUACCACGAAAUGGCCCUUACGUUACAUCGCAUCCAUGCUGAUUGCUUCUCUCUGCUCCAAGGCUUCGCUACCGAGUGCAAACUUCCUAUUUCUAUCAUACCCAAACUUGGAACCGAGAUCGACAUCAUGGGAACGAGGGAGGAUUGCUUCACCGUUGACAAGGCCAAGGAAGCCGUCGGCGAGAUGUACACGGAACUCAAGAACAAACUCGGACGCACGAAGAAGCGCGAGCUCACACUUCUUGCUGAAAAGCGGGCAAGUGUCGUCCAGACCAUCGAACGAUAUGGGGAGAUCAAGGCACAGCAUGAUGUUCGGGUCUCAGCCGCCUUUGCCGCAGCGUUUGUUGCCUUCAAGAGCACGCCCGACAAGGUCAGCCCGGUAGUCAAAGGCAUCAUGAACGGCAUCAAGAACGAGGAGAACAUCGAUCUCCAGACUCGCUCGGCAGCUGCUGUUGCGCUCUUCGUCGAGUUCUGCGUCCAGCACAAAUUAUCACAACCGCCGGAUAAGAUAGUCAAGAAUCUGUGUACAUUCCUCUGCCAAGAUACCGAGCAGACACCGACGUUUGCAUACAGCCGCAAUAUGCUGAAGGGUAUCUUGACUUUCCAGACCCUCAACAAAUCGGAGGUGGUGCGUAACGGGAAGGACCACGACAAGACCAAGGAUGAAGGAGGUGUCAACAGCCGUCUGUCAAGACGUGGCGCGUCCCUUGCGUUCCAGAAGCUGUCGGUCAAGUUUGGGGCCAAGCUCCUGGAGACUAUUCCAAAAAUGUGGCAUUCCAUGGCUGGUGGCCUGCUGAGCGCGUGUUCCACGGAGUCGCCUCAAGAAGCCGACCGCCUUAUCGACAAACAGUACGGGCAGGACGUCGUAGACUCGCUUAGCGUUCUGGAAGCUGUCGCACCCACACUGCACGAGGACUUGUGGCCAAAACUUGCUGAGCUAUUCCCGAUGAUGUCAAUCUGCCUCCGGAGUCGCUUUUCUAUCAUACGCCAGUCCGCUGCCAAGUGUCUUGCAACAGCAUGCUGCGUGAUGACCUCAGAAGCGAUGCGCUUUGUUAUCGAGAAUAUCAUUCCUCUCCUUGGUGAUCCCGUGGUGCUGUCCAAUAGACAGGGCUCAGCAGAGCUGAUAUACCAUAUUGUGCAGAAGCUCGACAUCAAGGCACUGCCCUAUGUUAUCUUCCUUGUUGUUCCUGUUCUUGGUAGAAUGAGCGAUCCCGACGAUGACAUUCGAUCUACUGCAACGAACACCUUUGCGUCUCUGGUCAAGAUGGUGCCUUUGGAGGCUGGAUUGCCAGAUCCCCCUGGUUUCCCGGAAGAGUUGCUGAAACGUCGCGUGGAAGAACGUCAGUUCCUUACGCAGCUUCUGGAUGGCAGCAAGGUCGAGCAAUACGAGAUCCCUGUCAAAAUCGAUGCAGAGCUACGGAAGUACCAGCAGGAUGGUGUUAACUGGCUGGCUUUCCUCGCCAAAUAUCAGCUGCAUGGUAUUCUAUGCGACGAUAUGGGUCUUGGCAAGACUUUGCAAUCAAUAUGUAUCCUCGCGAGCAAGCACCAUGAACGAGCUAAGAAGCACGAAGAAACUCAAACUCCCGACACUGUCCACCUUCCCUCUCUCAUAAUCUGCCCACCGACACUAACAGGCCACUGGUACUACGAGAUUCUCAAGUAUGCCGAAAACCUGCGCCCAAUCCUCUACACUGGCAAUUCUCGUGAAAGAGCAAAAUUGAUCACCAAAAUUGCCAAGAAGGACAUCGUCAUUACCUCCUACGAGGUAGUCCGCAAUGACAUCUCCAGCCUGGAGGACAUUAACUGGCUAUACUGCAUUUUGGACGAGGGGCAUGUCAUCAAAAACGGGCGGACCAAGCUCACGAAGGCGGUGAAGUGCAUUCAAGCCCAGCAUCGUCUCAUUCUGUCGGGGACUCCGAUCCAGAACAACGUGCUUGAAUUAUGGAGUCUCUUCGACUUCCUGAUGCCCGGCUUCUUGGGUACGGAGACAUUAUUCAAUGAACGAUUCAGCAAGCCUAUCCUAUCAAAUCGCGAUGGCAAGGCCAAAAGUGGUGAAGCAGCUGCACUUGCUCUGGAAGCUUUACACAAACAAGUCUUGCCAUUCCUGCUGCGCCGCCUGAAAGAAGACGUGCUUCACGAUCUCCCGCCAAAGAUCAUCCAAGACUACUAUUGUGAUCUUUCCGAGGUUCAGAAGAUCUUGUAUGACGACUUUGACAAAUCUCAAGCUAAGAACGAGGUGGAGGGCAUCGUCCAAAAGUCAGGACCUGCGCCGGAUGGAAAAGGUACCGGUCAACAGCAUAUCUUCCAGUCGCUUCAGUACUUGCGGAAAUUGUGCAAUCAUCCAUCACUCGUUCGCAAAACGAACGAGGGCGCUGUUGUCAAGGCUUUGGGGAAGGUGGGUUGCGAUGUGAAAAACCUGAGUGACAUCCAACAUGCACCGAAACUUUUAGCUCUCCGUCAACUUCUGACAGAUUGUGGUAUUGGCGGCGGCUCUGGCGGCGGUUCUGAGAAAAACGAGCCAAGCGAAGCUAUCACCGAAUCUGCUGGGGCUUUCUCUCAACAUCGCGCUCUCAUUUUCUGCCAGAUGAAGCAAAUGAUUGACAUCAUUGAAAACGACCUCUUCAGACAACACAUGCCAUCGGUCACGUAUAUGCGCCUUGAUGGAAGCACGGAUGCGAAUAAGCGCCACGCUAUCGUGCAGACGUUCAACGGCGAUCCCAGUAUCGACUGCCUACUUUUGACCACGCAUGUUGGUGGCCUUGGUCUUACGCUCACGGGAGCGGACACGGUCAUCUUCGUCGAGCAUGACUGGAACCCGAUGAAAGACCUCCAGGCUAUGGAUCGUGCUCAUCGGAUUGGCCAAAAGAAGGUUGUCAACGUUUACCGCCUCAUUACGAAAGGCACUUUGGAAGAAAAGAUCAUGGGUUUGCAACGCUUCAAGCUAAACAUAGCAAACUCAGUAGUCACUCAGCAAAACUCGGGCCUCGCCUCCAUGGACACCGAACUUGUCCUGGAUUUGUUCAAGCGAACCACUGAAGAAGAAGACGCGGCUGCGGCCAAGAAGGCCAAGGAGGCAGCUGGGCCGGUCAGCCAAAAGGCCAUCUUGCAGGGUCUCGAGGACUUACCAGCCGAAGACGAGUACGAAGGACUCGAUCUACCUAGUUUCAUGGGAUCAUUGGGGAGUUGAAGUAUGUGACGUUUCCUAUGUCCGUUCGCGCUUUCGUGUUCAUGCUGCACUUGCUCUCGCAUUACCACUACAACCUAAUUCUGGUUAUCUUAGUCGCCUGUACAUGUACACUUACCUUGCAAUAAUGUAUAGUGUAGCCCUAUAUACAAUAGAAUGCUCUUGCUCUGAUCGCUUGC